AAUAACAGGUAACUUCGAUGAGUUUGAUCCUUCUCUCGAUCUAUAGUUAUACGAUGUGCGAAUCAACCAUUCGAUGUUCUUGAUGAAUUUUUGCAAUCCUUCCUUCCUCUAGCUGCGCUUGAAAAUCGUGUUCCAGAUUUUACAUAUCUAAAUCAUGUCUAUCUAAAUCGGUAUCAGGAUACUGUAGAAAUUAUAGAUUCUGUAGGUAGAAGAAGCUUCUGAACAAGAUGGAUCAUCAAAAUGGAUACGGUGUUGAAGUUACUGGGUUAUCUCCAGCUGUUACUGAGAAAGAUCUCAUCGACUUCUUCUCCUUCUCAGGAGCAAUCGAACAUAUUGAUAUUGUCAAGUCGGGUGAGCAAGCGUGCACUGCUUAUGUGAUGUUCAAGGAUUCUUAUUCCCAGGAAACUGCUGUUUUACUCAGUGGCGCAACGAUAUUGGAGCAGCGCGUUUGUAUAACACGUUGGGGACAGCAUCACGAGGAGUUUGACUUCUGGAACGGGACUCAUCGGGGUUUUGAAGAUGAAACAAACUCACAUUCACAUCCUCAACGAGGUGAGUUCAACGCUGGAGAAGCAGUGACGAAAGCUCAAGAAGUUGUAAAAACAAUGCUAGCCACCGGGUACGUGCUAGGCAAAGACGCUCUAACAAAAGCUAAAGGCUUUGACGAAUCCCACGGUGUAUCAGCUGCAGCAGCGGCCAGAGUAUCUCAACUAGACCAGAGGAUUGGUCUCACUGACAAAAUCUUUGCCGGCGUUGAAGCUGUUAGAUUGACCGACCAAAAGUACCAUGUUUCAGACAAAGCCAAAUCAGCCGUCUCUGCCACAGGUAGAACCGCGGCCGCAGCUGCAACUAGUGUUGUCAAUAGCAGUUACUUCUCCAACGGAGCUCUUUGGCUGUCUGGUGCGUUAGAGAGGGCGGCUAAAGCUGCUUCUGAUCUUGGUAGCCGAGGAGGCUCAAGGCAGUGAAUAGACCGAUCAGAACCGUAUUGUCUGUGAUUGUUAAUAUAUAUGAUGCAAAGUUGAUCAGGAAUAACUACUGGCUUGUGAAAUAGGUUGUUAUGAAUUUUGUAUCAAAAUUUUAUCCAAGCAAAUACUAUAAAGAAAUGUUCACGAAACUAAA
This is a messenger RNA of Eutrema salsugineum, 1119 nucleotides long. RefSeq names its product binding partner of ACD11 1. Gene Ontology annotation, molecular function: RNA binding. The record is from RefSeq and is a predicted model, not a curated record. The transcript has 5 exons. The coding region runs from base 228 to 965 and encodes 245 amino acids. NCBI's taxonomy places the organism in Eukaryota, Viridiplantae, Streptophyta, Magnoliopsida, Brassicales, Brassicaceae.